AUGACUCACCUGAAGCAAGGGCCUUCAGGAGCACGAGGUCUCCGCCAAGUGGACCUCCUGACCCCUCAUCCACCCCCAGACUGGCAGGCGGGCACUGGGCAGGCCCAGGCGUCUCCCAUGCCCUCCGCCUGGCAAGACAUUUGCCUCUUUAUGGAGGCAGAUGCAGAAAGAUCGCACACGUGGGUCCAAAAUGAAAUUCAAAUGGUUUUUACAAGGAGAUGCCAGGCAUCCGAGGCCCAGGGUCUGGACAACACAGGGCUCUGCUGGCGCCGGGGCCUGGCAUGUCUCUUCCUGAGCUUCCAGCAGCACCUGUGCCCUGGAGCUGCUGGCAUGGAGGUAGCUUCUCCCCAUUUUGCUGCUGGCCUUCCCUAG
This is a messenger RNA of Rangifer tarandus platyrhynchus (Svalbard reindeer), 372 nucleotides long. Lineage: Eukaryota; Metazoa; Chordata; Mammalia; Artiodactyla; Cervidae. The record is from the annotation of a GenBank genome assembly.